Molecule: messenger RNA, 4424 nt
Organism: Microtus oregoni (creeping vole)
Lineage: Eukaryota; Metazoa; Chordata; Mammalia; Rodentia; Cricetidae
Gene: Kirrel3
Product: kirre like nephrin family adhesion molecule 3
Exons: 18
Coding region: 495-2906 (803 amino acids)
Biological process (GO): synapse assembly; cell-cell adhesion
Cellular component (GO): cell-cell junction
Molecular function (GO): cell adhesion molecule binding
Source: RefSeq, a predicted model, not a curated record
UCCAUCAGGUGGAGCCGUCCUCUCGCCGCCUGCCUCCCUCCUCCCUCGCAGCGAACUGCCAGCAGGCCAUCCUGCAUCGCCGAGAGGUUAACCGAGCCCCCGGAGGAGCUUCUGUGAAAGGAGCCCUUCUGUCACUCGUCACUCGCUAGCUCGCUUGCUCGCUCGCUCUCUGUGGGAGGAGCCCGCCAGAGGAAGCCGUGUGCCUGGGAUGCCAAGAGCCAGAGAAUGGAUCUGCUCCGAGUGGGGACAUUGCUGAGGAUCCUGGCUUCCCGAGGAGGCUGAAAACAAGCGUUGGUUUCGACUGCCUGCAGAUAGCCGAGACACAACAAGACCGAAGCGGACCGGAGGAGGGACGGACCGACGGACAGAUAGAUGGUCGGCAGGAACCCGGGAGGACCGGCGGCGGAGGCUGAGCACCGCGAGCCCAGCCGCCUCGCUUGAAGAGAACUAACUGCACGCCCAAGUUGCCCCGCCGGCUGCCCGCGCGCUGAGGAAUGAGACCUUUCCAGCUGGAUUUGCUCUUCCUCUGCUUCUUCCUCUUCAGUCAAGAGCUUGGCCUCCAGAAGAGAGGAUGCUGUCUGGUGCUGGGCUACAUGGCCAAGGACAAGUUUCGGAGAAUGAAUGAAGGCCAAGUCUACUCCUUCAGCCAACAGCCCCAGGACCAAGUGGUGGUGUCAGGACAGCCAGUGACGCUGCUGUGUGCCAUCCCAGAAUACGAUGGCUUCGUCCUGUGGAUUAAGGACGGCUUGGCUCUUGGUGUAGGAAGAGAUCUCUCAAGUUACCCCCAGUACCUGGUGGUGGGGAACCACCUGUCAGGAGAGCAUCACCUGAAGAUCCUGCGGGCCGAGCUGCAGGAUGACGCCGUGUACGAGUGCCAGGCCAUCCAAGCUGCCAUCCGGUCCCGCCCCGCACGCCUCACAGUCCUGGUACCACCAGAUGACCCCAUCAUCCUAGGGGGGCCUGUGAUCAGCCUUCGGGCGGGGGACCCUCUUAACCUGACCUGCCAUGCGGAUAAUGCCAAGCCCGCAGCGUCCAUCAUCUGGCUGCGCAAAGGAGAGGUCAUCAAUGGGGCCACCUACUCCAAGACUCUGCUUCGCGAUGGCAAACGUGAGAGCAUUGUCAGCACCCUCUUCAUCUCCCCGGGAGAUGUAGAAAAUGGGCAGAGUAUUGUGUGUCGAGCCACCAACAAAGCCAUCCCUGGAGGAAAGGAGACCUCAGUCACCAUAGACAUCCAGCAUCCCCCACUUGUCAACUUGUCGGUAGAACCACAGCCGGUGCUGGAGGACAACAUCGUCACGUUCCACUGCUCUGCAAAGGCCAACCCAGCUGUCACCCAGUACAGGUGGGCCAAACGGGGUCAAAUCAUCAAAGAAGCAUCUGGGGAGCUGUACAGGACCACCGUGGACUACACAUACUUCUCCGAGCCUGUGUCCUGUGAAGUGACCAAUGCCCUGGGCAGCACCAAUCUCAGCCGCACGGUGGACGUCUACUUUGGUCCCCGGAUGACCUCAGAGCCGCAGUCCCUGCUCGUAGAUCUAGGCUCAGAUGCCGUCUUCAGCUGCGCAUGGAUCGGCAACCCAUCUCUCACCAUCGUGUGGAUGAAACGAGGUUCUGGUGUGGUCCUGAGCAAUGAGAAGACCCUGACCCUCAAAUCUGUCCGCCAGGAGGAUGCCGGGAAGUACGUGUGCCGGGCUGUGGUGCCCCGGGUAGGAGCUGGGGAGAGAGAGGUGACCUUGACUGUCAAUGGACCCCCCAUCAUCUCCAGCACACAGACCCAGCAUGCCCUCCAUGGUGAAAAAGGCCAGAUCAAGUGCUUCAUCCGGAGUACACCGCCGCCUGACCGAAUCGCCUGGUCCUGGAAGGAGAAUGUGCUGGAAUCAGGGACAUCAGGGCGCUACACGGUGGAGACAGUGAGCACCGAGGAAGGCGUCAUCUCCACGCUGACCAUUAGCAACAUUGUGCGUGCUGACUUCCAAACUAUCUACAACUGUACAGCCUGGAACAGCUUCGGCUCUGACACAGAGAUCAUCCGACUCAAGGAACAAGGUUCGGAAAUGAAGUCGGGAGCCGGGCUGGAAGCAGAGUCUGUGCCAAUGGCCGUCAUCAUCGGGGUGGCCGUAGGAGCUGGCGUGGCCUUCCUCGUCCUAAUGGCAACCAUUGUGGCCUUCUGCUGUGCCCGUUCCCAGAGAAGUACGGGAGGGAGACCCGGGAUCUCAGGGAGGGGGACAGAGAAAAAGGCCAGGCUUAGACUGCCCAGGAGAGCAAAUCUCAAAGGUGUUGUGUCAGCCAAAAAUGAUAUCCGAGUGGAGAUUGUACACAAGGAGCCAACUUCUGGUCGGGAGGCUGAAGAUCACACCACCAUCAAGCAGCUGAUGAUGGACCGGGGUGAAUUCCAACAAGACUCGGUGCUGAAGCAGCUGGAGGUCCUCAAAGAAGAGGAGAAGGAGUUCCAGAACCUAAAGGACCCCACCAAUGGCUACUACAGCGUAAACACCUUCAAAGAGCACCACUCGACCCCAACCAUCUCCCUGUCCAGCUGCCAGCCAGACCUGCGUCCUCCAGGCAAACAGCGCGUGCCCACAGGCAUGUCCUUCACCAACAUCUACAGCACCUUGAGUGGCCAGGGCCGCCUCUACGACUACGGACAAAGGUUCGUGUUGGGCAUGGGCAGCUCUUCCAUCGAGCUUUGCGAGCGGGAGUUUCAGAGGGGCUCCCUCAGCGACAGCAGCUCCUUCCUGGACACGCAGUGCGACAGCAGUGUCAGCAGCAGCGGCAAGCAGGACGGCUACGUGCAGUUCGACAAGGCCAGCAAGGCCUCUGCCUCCUCUUCCCACCACUCCCAGUCCUCUUCCCAGAACUCCGACCCCAGUCGACCCCUGCAGCGGCGGAUGCAGACUCACGUCUGAGGAUCCCGCACUGUGGUGGGGACGGGCCAGGGAGGAGGACAGGGCACAUUUUCGUUCUCCAAGGACUGGGGCUACUUUGCAGAGGACCCUAGAACUGGCCGCCACCAUGGUGGCCUCUGAGCACCUCUGUUACCACCUUCCUCCAAAGCUCUAAUCAAGCACAAAUCUGGCUCCCGGGUGGAAAAUGAAGAGGAUGCAGCAGAGUGCGUAGUGCUCAGGGCUUUGUCCCCUGCUCUUCCCUAAAGGCCCCUCAGCCACCUUGUCCUUCCAAGGGCACUAGUGGCAGCUAGAAGUUUGCUUUUAUGAAACUGCUGUCCACUCUCCUAGCUCCUCUUGCUGCCCAUAAGCCAUCCCUGGUGCCUGUAUUCCUUACAGCCUUGGGGAACGGAGGACUAUUUCCUAGCACUGAGUUGCUCCAGAAACCCCACCUUCCCCACUGUGCAUAGCCCAUGCCACAGAGGCUGAGGGUUGAGAAAUGACCCUGGCUAAUGGAGCAUCUGCCUGGGAGCCCACCCUCAAUUUGUUUGGUGUUUUGUGUCUAUAUUCUGUUCUUGGGCUUGAUGCCUCUGAGCUUGGUGGUGGGACUGGCCCGUCAGAGUCUGGUGUCCCCGGAGCUGAGGAAGGGAAGGAGGGAGAACGGAAUGCCUGGAGAACACCUGGCCCGGUACACCCUGAGCCAGGCGGUACAAUUCGGAACCCUCACCCUCUGCCCCGCUUUGUGUUCUCCCAUCCUCCCUGCAGCACAAUCAAGCUAACGCAAGGCGUGCGAGAACUUCUCUAGCCAGGGUUUGUUGAGUGGUUACUGCAGAGUGCUUCCUGGGAGAUGCGGAUUUGAGGGUACUGAAGGACGGGCGGGAGGAUGAGACAGACUUUUGCAGCUGAUGAACGGGAGGAACAAUCACCUGUUCUCCAGUAGACCGGACUCUGUGUGCAAGAGGGAACGUUUUUCUGCGCCUCUCCCUCCCUUCACUCCCCACUUAAGAAUAAACGGUAGGGCCAUUACCCCCAUCAAACCUGCCUGUGCUUUUGUUCCUGCGUAGCCACAGGAAGACCCCAGGAGUCCAAGUGCAUUGUGGGAACCAAGGGUUUUUUAUUGUUUGUUUUUGGCUGUUCUUCACUUGUGGUUUGUUUUUUUUUUUCCCCCAAGCAAGGAAGGUCAUUGUUGGGGCUCAUUGUGGUCAUAAUCGAACCUACAGAUUGACUCUCUGUUUGUGGAUGACAUCAGCCAAAAAACAAGUCUUGCCAACCUCAAUUCUUGCCAAAUGCAGUAAGUCAAUACCAUCACUCUGGACAUCAGCCAGAUCCUGCUAGCCUUUUAUCUCAGUCCUAUUCCACAGGGGAGUCUUUCUCUACUUUGCAUAUAAGAAGGAAGGUCUCUUGAAAGACCAUAGACCACCAACAACACUCUAACAGUUAAGUAUAGGACUCAAAAAAAAAAUUAGAGAAAAAACAUUUUUAUUUUUUGUUUUUUAAGACAGGGUUUCUUUGUGCAGCCAUGGCUGUCCUGGAACUCACUUU